Molecule: messenger RNA, 900 nt
Organism: Linderina pennispora
Lineage: Eukaryota; Fungi; Kickxellomycota; Kickxellomycetes; Kickxellales; Kickxellaceae
Exons: 1
Coding region: 1-900 (299 amino acids)
Source: RefSeq, a predicted model, not a curated record
AUGGACGAAGGACAGCAGCAAACAUCUGGCAGAGAACUUGCCAGCAAAGAAGAGAUCCUGGCCGAGUUUGAUCGCUUUUGGACCACGAUUGACAACGAAAUGACGAGCAAAGACCCUGGACGUAACGGGCAGUCACCGUACAUCCUCGUCAACUACCAGCAUCAUGCUAUACCUCGAACCGAUAUGAAUGUGGAUCGUGUGAUCUGCUAUCGCCCGGCACCUACAUACGACCUUUCCUCGAUUCAUAUACCUGUAAUUUGUCGACCCGACACUGGCUUGUGGGGCAUUCCCAUGGAUGUGAGCUUUGAAAUGCUGCUUGUUGAAGCCAGAAUAUGGAGCCACCAGCAAACACGUCUCUUCGUACCGUUCAUGUUCCUCAACGGGUUCAAUGUCGAGAUGGUCAUCAUCAAUCGCAGCGAAUUAAUGGUCACCAGCAACAUUGGGCGGUUUAAUAGUCGUCCCGGACCAGCACCUGCUACCGCAUACAGCGAGUACACGAAAGCCAUGCAAAGGAUGCCUUAUUUUAUGAAUUUGCCAGCCGAGAAAUUUGGACAUGUCUGCGCCUACUCGCAUAAACCGCAGGGAUUCAAAUUCACUCCACAAGGCGACAAGUUUGCGAUGGCAGCAGUAGACGAAUGUUGUCAGGGUACGUUCAAGAUGGACGGAGUAUCGUAUUUCAUCGGAGGUACUUCACGUCGGCUGGACCACAUUAUCUAUGGAACGUUUAAUGGCCACCAAGUGGUACUGAAGAUCGCUUGGGUCCCAGCCAACGAGCCUGCUGUGUUUGCAGCAGAUGCCAUAGCAGCUCCGAGGGUAUUCCAGCGUGGAAUUAUUGUGAAGAACUAUGCUGGAUUCCGCAUGGAGUUCAUCAUUUUCAAGGACACUUCCACCACCGCUUAG